AUGUCGGCGCCGUGGGACUACAUUGCCAAGCUCGUCUGCAUCGGCGACUCGGGAUGCGGCAAGUCGAGCCUCACCAUCCGUCUCUGCGAGGGGCGCUUCUCGCCGCACCACGACGUCACCAUCGGCGUCGAGUUUGGCUCGCGCAUCGUCCCCGUCGGGCCUCCUGCCAGCAAAGCCCUCCCACCCGCCUCCACACCCACCGACACCAGUACCGACACAUCAGCGCCACCCUCCUCAGACGACACAACAAGCGGCGGCCUGCCCGAGCCCCCCCGCGACACCAGCAAGACGCCCCAGAAGCACAUGAAGCUCUCCCUCUGGGACACGGCCGGUCAGGAGACGUACAAAUCCGUCACGCGCUCCUACUUCCGCGGCGCCUCGGGCGCCCUCCUCGUCUUCGACCUCUCCCGUCGGCAGACCUUUGACCACGUCACCGACUGGCUCAACGACCUGCGCCAGAUUGCCGAGCCGGACAUUGUCGUCGUGCUCGUCGGCAACAAGGCCGACCUCACCCAGGAGGAGAGCAGGCGCCAGGUGACGCGCAAGGAGGCCGAGGAGUGGGCGCGCAGGAACGGCAUCCUCGAGUACGUCGAGACGAGCGCCAAGAGCGGCGAAAACGUCGAGAAUGCCUUCAUGAGGGUCGCCGAGCGCAUAUACCAAAACAUACAGGCCGGCAAGUACGACCUCAACGAUCGGCGGUCCGGUGUCAAGGGCCCGAGUGCGGGCGGGAGUCGGCAGGUGAAGCUGGGGGCCAACGGCGCCAAGUCCAUGACGGGCGGGUGCUGCUAA
Molecule: messenger RNA, 789 nt
Organism: Akanthomyces muscarius
Lineage: Eukaryota; Fungi; Ascomycota; Sordariomycetes; Hypocreales; Cordycipitaceae
Exons: 1
Coding region: 1-789 (262 amino acids)
Biological process (GO): regulation of endocytosis
Cellular component (GO): endosome
Molecular function (GO): GTP binding; GTPase activity
Source: RefSeq, a predicted model, not a curated record